Messenger RNA from Camponotus floridanus (Florida carpenter ant), 1173 nucleotides. Its product is annotated as cyclin-dependent kinase inhibitor 1. Bases 709 to 1068 code for a protein of 119 amino acids. Gene Ontology annotation, cellular component: nucleus. Gene Ontology annotation, biological process: regulation of cell cycle. NCBI's taxonomy places the organism in Eukaryota, Metazoa, Arthropoda, Insecta, Hymenoptera, Formicidae. The record is from RefSeq and is a predicted model, not a curated record. The transcript has 3 exons. Gene Ontology annotation, molecular function: cyclin-dependent protein serine/threonine kinase inhibitor activity.
AUCAUGCAGAAUAUCUAAUAAGAUCACACAGCGAUAUCAAAAGGCGAUUUCAAGAAUGAUACACAAAAGCAACAAACAGCUUUCGGUAUAUAUGUGCCCGCAAUCGUAUGUACCGGAAAUAUAAUGCAUUCCAACACAUCCGUCCAACGGCAUAUUGACCGACAAUGCUGCUAAUCUCUUUCUCUCUCUUUCUGUUCUCCCUCUUUUACCGUUUUGACGUAUAGAUAGACUCUUACCUCGACUCUUGAUGCAUGUCAUCUUAUUUAUAAAACAUGUAAUAUCACAUGUAGCUCACAGCCAUAACUCGCGGCGUAUCAAUGAUUAAUAUCGAGUACUGUUAUUCUGCAAAGAAUUUUCCUGGUAGUUUAACAGUUUUAUGCAGAAGGAUAUUGUUGAACUUCUGAUUGUAUGUGCAUGCAUAAUAAUUUUCUUGGAAUGAUCGAUAAACAAAAUAAAAAUGCACUGCAAUCACAACUGAAAUAACGACAAAAUUUUGUUUUGAUAUUUUGAAUAUAUUCGCUAUAAUCGGAUAUGAGACACUAACAAUAUCAUUAUAACUUGUGUUUUCAAACACAUCUUUGUAGAUAUUUAUUUUGAAAAGUUUAUCAUCAAGUUUACUUGUUUCAACGGUAGAGAAACCUCUAGCCAGUAGUAAUUUCAUAGCCAACUAAUGUAAGCAUUUUAUUAGAGAAUAAAGCCCGGUUGACGAUGGAAAGAAAUGCAUCGGAAAAUGAAAGAAACGUUCGUAGACAACUCUUUACAGAUGAAAAUGAGAGCGAAGAUGAGAGACAAAAUUAUGACAAUCUAAUUAUGGAAGACAACUUACAACAAUCAGAAAGGGAUAAGGAAAAGUGGAACUUUGAUUUUAAGCGUGGAGUGCCAUUACCUGGCCGAUAUCAAUGGAUAAAAUUAGACGAACACGGGAAUGAAAUUCCGAGUUCCAUAAAUUCAAUUAAUGAAGUACAAAAUACAAAUGAGCAAGAAGAACAAAUAGAGGAAACAGAAAGAAGAAGAAAUGAUGAACCAAUGGAUGAGGCAAGAAAAAGAGCUAGACUAGAAGAAUCGUAAUAUUAUAUAGUAAAUAUAGUAGAUAAUAGUAAAGAUUUAAUAGCAGCAACAAGACAAAUUGUUGUUCCUGCUAAAGAAGAUUAUAUAAAUUUUUAAUUUCAAAAU